GUGCAGACGACAAAAAAGAGAAAAGCGAAAACUCGGCGUGUGUUUUGCAAGUUUUAAACAAUUUAUUAUUAAAUGAAUUCGUGUAAAUAAGUUAAAAUAGAUAAUAAAUUUUAUAUUAGUCAAUAUGGAUUACGUAGAAGAACAAAACAACGAAGUUGAAGCUUUAGAACAUAUUUAUUGUGGAGAAUUGGAAGUGAUAGCGACGGAACCUUUUCACAAAUUUGCAAUACCAAUAAAGUCAGAGGAACACGAACCAGAUUCUGAAAAUGGUUUAGCAUGUCGAUUAGAAUUUACGUACACUGAUAAAUAUCCAGAGGAGCCUUUAACAAUUAAUAUUGAAGAUACGGAGAAUUUUGAGGAUGGAAAUGAUGAGGAAUUGCAUGCACAUCUUAUUGAGCAGAUGAAUGAAAAUUUAGGAAUAGUUAUGGUAUUUACUUUAGUUAGUGCCGCACAAGAAUGGCUUAAUGUUCAAUGGGAUAAGGUAAAAUUGCACAGAGAAGAAAAUGCCGCGAAGAAAUUAAAGGCAGAAGAAGAGGCUGAAAUGAAACGAUUCGAAGGUACAAGAGUAACAGUAGAGACUUUCUUGAGUUGGAAAGAGAAAUAUGACGAGGAAACGGGUUAUAAGAAACGAAAAGAAUUGGCUGAAAAGGAAGGGAAAAAAUUAACAGGCAGAGAAUUGUUUAUGACCGAUAAAACGCUGGAUCAAUCGGAUCUUAAAUUCUUAGAAGAUGGUGACGCAGUGAAAGUGGAUGAAAGUUUAUUUCAAAAUAUUGAUGAUCUCGAUUUGGAUGAUGACGAGGACGAUCCGGAUUUUAAUCCAAAUAAUUUUUCCGACGAUGAUUGAAUGUAAGUUUUCGUACAAACUUUUCAAAGUCUUUAAAACUCAGGAAUGCAGAUUUGGAAGAAGAAGAAGAAGAAGAAGGUCAUAUUUUCAAUAUUUAAACAAAAAAAAAUAUUUUUUAAUAUGCUCAAAGCAUUUUUUUUUUCUGGAAAAAUAUUGUCGCUGAAUAAUCUUCCUCUUGAGUACAAAAAGAGAAAUUCUGCCUCGUUGAAAAUCAGAAAAUAAAUUAACGACUGAUUUAUAAUUAUGUAAA
Molecule: messenger RNA, 1094 nt
Organism: Leptopilina heterotoma
Lineage: Eukaryota; Metazoa; Arthropoda; Insecta; Hymenoptera; Figitidae
Product: RWD domain-containing protein 1
Exons: 4
Coding region: 125-844 (239 amino acids)
Biological process (GO): cytoplasmic translation
Molecular function (GO): protein binding
Source: RefSeq, a predicted model, not a curated record